UGGCUGGAGGCGUCUGAGGGGCGGACGGAGGCGGCGGCGGGAGCGGGAGCGGGCGCGGGAGUGGAGCAGCCGCCGCGGGACCGACCGGACCGAGCUUCGCCGGCGCACCUGCCCGCAGCGCCCGCGGAGCGGCCGGAGCGCGACCACCUCCCGGAGCGGCGGCCGAGGCGGCGGGGAGCGGGCGCGGCAGGCGGGACGCGGCGUCGAGAGAAUUUUACAUGUUUGGGAGAACAGACCAGCAGCACUUCUGAAUUAAGAUCUCAGAUUCUUUGAGGUGGCUUUGAAGAGCACUAAGAUUAGAAGAUGAGUGAACUUGACCAGUUACGGCAGGAGGCCGAACAGCUUAAAAACCAAAUUAGAGAUGCUCGGAAGGCGUGUGCAGAUGCGACUCUCUCUCAGAUCACAAACAACAUCGACCCUGUGGGAAGAAUCCAGAUGCGCACCAGGAGGACGCUGAGGGGACACUUGGCCAAGAUCUAUGCCAUGCACUGGGGCACCGACUCCAGGCUUCUAGUCAGUGCCUCGCAGGAUGGUAAACUUAUUAUCUGGGACAGCUACACCACAAACAAGGUCCAUGCCAUCCCUCUGCGCUCCUCGUGGGUCAUGACGUGCGCUUAUGCCCCUUCUGGGAACUACGUGGCCUGCGGAGGCCUGGAUAACAUCUGCUCCAUUUACAAUCUGAAAACUCGUGAAGGGAAUGUACGUGUGAGUCGUGAGCUGGCUGGACACACAGGUUACCUGUCCUGCUGCCGUUUUCUGGAUGACAAUCAGAUCGUUACCAGCUCUGGAGACACCACCUGUGCCCUGUGGGACAUCGAGACUGGCCAGCAGACGACCACAUUCACUGGACACACCGGAGAUGUCAUGAGCCUUUCACUCGCUCCGGACACCAGACUGUUUGUCUCUGGUGCUUGUGACGCUUCAGCCAAACUCUGGGACGUGCGAGAAGGGAUGUGCCGGCAAACCUUCACCGGCCAUGAGUCCGAUAUCAAUGCCAUCUGUUUCUUCCCGAACGGCAACGCAUUUGCCACUGGCUCAGACGACGCCACCUGCCGGCUGUUCGACCUCCGUGCAGACCAGGAGCUCAUGACCUACUCCCAUGACAACAUCAUCUGCGGGAUCACCUCCGUCUCCUUCUCCAAGAGCGGGCGCCUCCUUCUCGCAGGGUACGACGACUUCAACUGCAACGUCUGGGAUGCCCUCAAGGCCGACAGGGCAGGGGUCUUGGCCGGGCAUGACAACCGCGUGAGCUGCCUGGGAGUAACUGAUGACGGGAUGGCCGUGGCGACGGGGUCCUGGGACAGCUUCCUCAAAAUCUGGAACUAACCCUGACAGCAGGUGGACGCCACAGUGACUGGAAGACCAUUCCAGCCUUGGAGCGUUGCAGAUAGCAUUUCCCAUCUACCCCUACUAACGCGGACGCCCUGCACCCCUCAGAACUUCAAAAGGGCAAGACCUUCCCCUCACUUAUUGCUGAAACCAAGAGCACAAUUCCCACUGAGAGAAGAAUCUCUGUGCUGUAACUAAAACGAAUCGUGCAUUCCUUCCGGGACCAUUGUCUUUGUUUUCUUUUUUUGUUUGUUUUGAAUGAAUUUAAAAGGAAAUACUAUAAUAAAAAUGUUAACAAGAAGGUAAACUUGAGUGUAAUUGUAAGACAGACACACCUUUUUACUAGUUUAUUUGAAAUCUUGAUCAAUAAUCCUGUUUGGUGAUGUUCAUGCAAAACAAGUUGAGGACUUCAUCUUGUAAUUGACUCUGAAUUCUAGAUUGUGUUUGUAACAGGAUUUUGCAGACAUGAUUCAUAUUUCUUUCUUAAAAUAUAUUUCUUUCUGCUCGUAGUUAAACAGAGAAGGAGGGUCUGGUAUGGCCUUUCUGAGAUUGUUAAUGAUGUAAAUUUAGUCCCUGGUUUUUUUACUUCCGUCUCGUGUCACAUGACCGUCGUGCGCAUGGUGUAGAAGGAUGAUGCUGAGAAGUCAAGGAACUGAGCACGCGGACGAACAGUGGCCACAUCAGGCGCCUUUCCCCCGACCCACCCUCUCCCCUCAGUUUGGUUUUUAGUCCCACCCGGUCUCCUUGUGAAGUUGGAGGGAGGCUGACACAACAGCGCGACACUACCCUGUGCCCCACCCGGCCAUCACGAGCCUCCGUCCUCAAGAGCGGUGCCGUCCUGUGCGUGGAGAGUCAGUCAGUUAUUUGUGUAUGAAACAAUGUACAAAUCAAUGUUUUGAAAAUAAUGAUCUCAAACUUUCUAAGUUAAAUUUUAAAAAACCUGAUCGUUUGCCAUAUGGGGUGGGUUUGCUCUUAGAACCGCAUGCUGUAGAAAUGCUCACAGUGCAUAUAGGACUCAGUCCUUAGAUGUUCUUUUUCUUUUAAGAAAUAACCUCUUUGAAGUUGUGACGUCGCGCUCUGUCCACUUCGCGUCGCCCCUCUGUGCACACGCAUCGCAUUGGAGGCCGUGCAGUUAGCGGCUCUACACGCUCGCCUGGCGAGAUGUCACUGUUUUCUUUCUUUAAAAAACAAGUCCUGUUCCAAAAUCGUUGUUGGAUGGGGUGGGGGGUGUACAGGGAACGGAGUCCCUGGCCUCCCUUAUGGAUUCCUCACGGCCCGCCUCUCCCGGGAACCAGCCUUUGUGCUGAGGCAGACCACUUUUCUAACACGCAGAUGUCCCUGGUUCCGUGCGCGUCCAGUGUUGGGCAGCGGUGCUGGGACAACGCGGGCCUCCUCCCCGCACCAGCGCCCCCGUAGCGGCAGCAGUGGCUUCUCCACCUGUGUUUGCACCAUCCUGUGCGCCCUGUGCCCUGGACCCGCAGAGAGUGGGAUGAGCCCCCGCCCCCGUCGGCACCUCUGUAGAGCUCUCUGCACCCUGUCCCUCACCUUUUGUAUUUAAUUUUAAAGUCAAUGUACUGCAAGGAAGCUGGAUGCAAGAUAGAUCCUAUAUUCAACUGUACUGUUAUUUAAGAUGUAAUAAAGCAGUUUGACAUGA
This is a messenger RNA of Bubalus bubalis (water buffalo), 2983 nucleotides long. It is a transcript of the gene GNB1, whose product is annotated as G protein subunit beta 1. NCBI's taxonomy places the organism in Eukaryota, Metazoa, Chordata, Mammalia, Artiodactyla, Bovidae. The record is from RefSeq and is a predicted model, not a curated record. The transcript has 12 exons. The coding region runs from base 304 to 1326 and encodes 340 amino acids. Gene Ontology annotation, cellular component: cytoplasm; heterotrimeric G-protein complex. Gene Ontology annotation, biological process: G protein-coupled receptor signaling pathway. Gene Ontology annotation, molecular function: signaling receptor complex adaptor activity; protein binding.